GUUUUUCCUUUAUUCUAAAUUUAAAAGAUGAUGUAAAAAUGUGAUAUGAAUGUAUAACAUUCAAUUCUCUAUUCAGCUUCAGCAAUAAAACAAAACAAUUAUUUAUACAGGGUGAUUGAUUAGUGGGAUAAAGCUCCCUAGAUCGGUUGUAGUAAUAUAGGGAUAACAUGACCUCCACAGCAAAGAGGCCUUCAAAAUACAUGGACUAAAAGGGAUGGCAUUUUCUGAUAGUGAUUCUGAUGAGGGAAUGGACACCGAAGAUUAUAAAGAAUAUGAGCCUCCUCCCAUAGAUAUAUCAAAAUGUCAUGUGUAUACUAUAACACAAACGAACCAAUGGGAAGAGGAAAAUGCUGUUGCUGCCAAUCCUUGGCAAAAUAUACCUCAAAACACAGGCGCUGUACAUCAAAAUGUUACAAACAAUGAAUAUAAAAUGGGUAAGAAAAUAGUCGAGAACAAAAAUAAUACUAAGAGUACUAAAAAUACGAACAGAUAUGCAAUCAAUUUAAAUCAGCAAGGUAGUGUGCAACUUUCAGAAAAAUCUUUUCACAUAUACGAUAUAAUUAAAACGUAUAAUCAAUUUCCAACAACUAGUAAGAAAAAAAUGCAAGAAUUUGAGGAGAAAUUCAAAAGUACAAAACUACGUGUAAAUACUACUUUUCCACUUCCUGUUUCUAUUAAAGAUCUAGUGAGAGCCUUGGUAGUGGCAUUUCUUUUUAAUAUAGAUGUACAAGAAUCGACCAUUGAUAAUAUGUUUCAAAUAACAACUAACAUAUCCAUGUUGGAGCAUGACCUUAAACUACAUUUUAGAAAUAUGAUGGCACAAAUUAUGAUACCCCCCAAUAAUGUACUUUUUUUUGAAUUUCACGAAAAACUGGAAAGGUUACUACUUCAAAGAUACAAGGAAGUUCAUCAACCAUGUCUAAAUGGACGUCUGAGUAGGACUGUUAGUCCUAUUGAUAUGGCGCAGAAUCAAAUUGAAAAAGAUGUUAAUUCUAUUACUAAACAGGAUAUCAAUAAUCAAGUUUCAGAAUCUUUAUUUGGUAAUAUUCAAUUUCUAGAUAUUGUUCUACAACUUUCAAGCGAAGCUGUUGAAAUUUAUUUGGGCAUUAAAGAACAUACUCGAUGGUCAUCUACUAGUACAUCUCAAAAGCAGGAUGAUCCAUUAAUUAGUGAGAAAAUUCAAAUGGACCUUGAAAGAAGUUUUCUUCGUGCAAAACCCAGUCCAGAUAAUUCAGUUUAUACGAGAAUAAGAGAGUUGGUCAGAGCAAUAACUGUAGCACUUCUUUUUGGAAUAAAUGUAAGCAAGUCAUUUAUCCAUCCUUUGAAAAGCGAUAUUUUGCAAAUUGAUAUCGAACCACCUUUGCUUGAAAUUGAAGUAAGAAAACAUUUCCGAGAGAUGAUGGCACUUUUACAGGUCCCACCUGAAAAUCCAAUAUUUUUUAAGUUAUACACAAAAUUGGAAGAUUUGAUAAUUCAGAGAAAUGUUCAGUCCUCUGCGUUACUUCACAGUAAUGUUGAAAAUACACAAAAAAAUACUGAAGUGAGUCAAAUCGACAAAAUUAAAAUAAGAAUAUCUGUAAAAAAACGCCUUUCAGAUUUAAAUUUUCUUAUGGCGAGUUUAAAUUUGUCAAAAAUUGCAGCUCAAAUUUACAUUAUUAUUCGAUCAAAAAAUCAAUUUGUGUGUCACAAGAAUAGGAUUUUGUCAGCAGUUAGUGAAGGACAUAGAAGAUUAAUAGAGAACCAUUAUUACCAAAUUGUAGGCAAAACAACCUUACAUCUAAGUGAUUUACCUUCUAAGCUUACUGUAAAAGAUGUAGUAAGGGCAGUGAGUGUGGCACUUCUUUUUGAAAUAGACAUUAAAAAAGCAAUAAAUCAUUUGUGCAGAUAUGAAGUUGAUCCAGUUUCAUUAAAGAGAGAAGUGAAGCUUCAUUUUAAACAGAUGAUGGCACAUCUAACAAUUCUACCCAAUGAUCAGAUUUUUUGUCUGUUAUAUAGAAAAGUAGAAGAGUUGUUAAUUCCAGAAGUAAAAGAGUUCAAUUGUGUGCCUUCAGUACUCCAGGUACAUAAUACUGUAGAAUCGGCAAGCAAUUUUUAUAGCUUUGGAUGUGAUCAGAACGUUGGAACUUUAUUGCCAGUUCUAGAUAGUACUUACAGCGGAUAUUUAUUACCGGACUUAUGCAUCCCAAACAGUUAUUAUGCCCCGGCAAAUAUACAGAACAAUUUCAACAGUUAUGAUUCACGGUCUUACACACCACCAUUAAAUUCACUAUGGUCAAAGGACAGCUACGACAAAGAUUUCCCAGUUCUUUCAGAAACUUCCAGAAAGAGUUUCAGAGAACACUUAAUAAAUAAUAAUACUCAAAAAACAGAAGUACCAACUUUAAAUCUCGCAAAUAAUUCUCGCAACCCAGGCUCGGAGUUAAAUAUUACAAACAGAGUUGUAUUACCGUCUAGUGGAGCUAUACCAAAAGAGAAAAGGAGGAAAAAGAGGAAAGCCAAAAAUGAUCUACAACAAUUACUCUUGGCUGCCAUUGACCAAGCCUCAACUAGUGGAAAAGUAGAGGUGAAAAAUACUGAAUCUACUGAAAAUAUGGUUUUAUCAAAUAAUCAUUCCAGUGAAGCAGUUUCAAUUAAUAACGAUUGUACAACAGAAGAGUCAGAAUUAGGUAAAAUGUCCAACACACCUACAAAUAAUGGUGAAGUUGAAAGGCAGAGUAGUUUGAACGCCCAAAAAGAAAAUAAGAAAAAGAAAAAGAAGAAGAAAAAGGCAGUGAACAACGAGUGUCUUGAUAAUUUGAGCUCUACUGGUAGUAAAAGUGAAAGUAAAGUAAAAAUCAACGAACCCGUACAAAAUCAUGCAUUAAAUACGCCAAUCCCAGAAACACAUCUUCAGGGACCAUAUAUCGAUACCCAAAAAGUUGUAGAAUUUCCUAAAAAAGAACGAACUAAUAAAAAGACCGACAGUGAUGACUUUAACUUUUCGCAUUCGUCUGAUGAGACCAAACCGGGAGAAAUAAUAUCAGAAAUAAAUGAAAGUGAAACAAUUAUGCAACCUACUGUAAUUGAAAGUCUACUAAAAUUUAUGAGCCAAAGCGAAAAUAUCAUGGAAAACGGAUUUAACAGUGAACACCCCGAUGGAUUGAGCUACAGUAUGAGUCGUCACAGUGUAACUGAAGCAAAUAUUGAUCGAUUAGAAUAUUACUCCACAAUUGACUCAGUCUCAAGGUUAUAUAUUCAGACACCAUCUACGUAUUCUCUACAGAACCAACAAGUAGAUACCAGCACAGAUACCGACACCUAUAACUUUGACUUUUGGUCAUCAGCGUCAAAAACCAAUCAAAGGGAAACAGUUAUGCUACCUAGAUUUAUUGAAAGUCGGAGUAUAUUUAAUACCCAAAACGAAAAUAACAUGGAAAAUGGAUAUAACAGUGUGCGCCCUGAUGGAUUGAGCUACAGUGUGAGUCGUCACAGUGUAAAUGAAGCAACUAUUGAUCGAUCCGAACAUUAUUCCAUAAAUGACUUAGUCUCAAGGUUAGAUAUUCAGACACCAUCUACGUAUUCUCUAGAGAAUCAACAAGUAGAUACCAGCACAGAUACCAACACCUAUAACUUUGACUUUUGGUCAUCAGCUUCAAAAGCCAAUCAAAGGGAAACAGUUAUGCUACCUCCUGUUAUUGAAAGUCGGAGUAUAUUUAAUACCCAAAACGAAAAUAUCCUGAAAAACGGAUAUAAUAGUGAACGCCCUGAUGGAUUGAGCUACAGUGUGAGUCGUCACAGUGUAAAUGAAGCAACUAUUGAUCGAUGCGAACAUCAUUCCACUAAUGACUUAGUCUCAAGGUUAGAUAUUCAGACACUAUCUACGUAUUCUCUAGAGAAUCAACAAGUAGAUACCAGCACAGGUACUACGGACCAUACUAUUGACUUGAACACCAAACUUGAAGAAUUCUUACCAGGAGUAUCCCAUGUGGAGGAAAUGAUUCGUUCUGCAUGCAACGCUUUGGUUCCAUAUACCAAUUGCGAAUCCAUUGCGCCAGAGGAUUUGUUGUUGAUUCGUAUCAGAUACCUGCUGAUACUUUAUUUUUCGAUUGUUUUAGGCAUUUCGUUUUUAGAUUGGCUAUUGACAAACGCCUUUUCCAUUUUGAUGGUGAUAUUGGUAAUUUUAUUUGUAAAAUAAGGUGAAAACGUGAAAAUAAUCACGUUUUAUUUGCAAUUGAAAAUAUUGUGAUUUUAAAGAUUUAUCAAACAUUUUUAAUGAUAUAUCAUUUGUUCAAGUAUUAAAUGUUACUAAAAUAUAUUGGCACAAGAUAUUAUAACUAGAAUAAAAAUAUAUGAAGGUCCACUCAAGCUGGAUCUUCUCUGUAAAAGAGCUUUAACCAAAAUGGUUGGACAUACCUGUUUCCUUGUAUUUAUAUAUUAUAUGUGUGUUACAUUUGCAUAGGGAAAAUAGAAAAAUGUGUUUAAGAAAACUAAUCAUUUCAUUAAAAAUAGAGUGAACCCUUUAGAUAACACCAAUAUUCUUCUUGCAAGGUCCUGAAACUGUUUUCUUGAAGUACUUAUGUUUAUAUGGGACUGAGCCACAAUAUCAUUGAUCUAAUGAAAAUUACAUUUUUAAUUAACUAAUAUUUGACGUAUCGAUUUCCAAAAUAACUCAAAAUACUGUCGGAAUUUGGUACUCCUAGGGUAAUACCACUACCUUCAAGCAAUUUCAACCACACAUGUGCUGUGGCCUUUGAGAUCUUGGCCAAAUGUGUCAAUUUUUGAAAAGAAAUACGUAACCUAAUAAAUCUAGAUACAAUCUUCCCAAAUAAAAAAAUGUAAUUUUCAUUAUAACAAUAAUUGUGGCUCAAUCCCGUAUAAACAUAGUACUUAAAUAUUGUCCUUCUGUUAUACGUUAUCCAUUAGUAAGUUACGUCUAUAAAUAAUGUUUUCCAUGUGGUCCAUGAUGUAUAAAUCCAGUUAGACAAGGCGAAAACGGCGGGUUCAAUGGGAAAAUAUUCCCAUGAGAUUUUUUUGCAUAAUUACAUUCAUGAGACAUCCCAGAAUAAGGUUCAAGAAGUCGCCCACGUGAAAAGUGGGCCAAAUUUUUAACAAUUUUUUUUAACGAAAUUGCAAAAAAUCAAUAUUUUUGGCCCAGGCAAUUUUUUUUGUAGGUUUUUUGGACCAUUCUGGAUAAAAAAGGUUUCUUAUAAUUUUUCUCUAAAGUUGAUCGUUUUCGAGUUAUAAGCAAUUUAAAAUUGAAAAAAACGAAAAAUGGCGAUUUUCAAGGCUUAAUAACUCGGUUAAAAGUUAUUAUUAUGAAAGUCAGAAAGUGACUAAACCAAAGUUUAAUCCCCCCUACAAGAUCCCGAAGAAAUUUUUGUCAUUAUUUUAUUACUAAGCUGUUAUUUUUAAUUAAUAAAAUUGAGCGCCAUGCACGUGGUAGGCGGCCGUAAAUGUGAGUGCAAGUAAGAUUCACUAUUGGACUGCCGGAGUGGCAUCUCUCUCGCACUCGGCAUUUACGGCCGGCAACCACGUGCAUGGCGCUCAAUAUUAUUACUUAAAAAUAACAGCUUA
Messenger RNA from Diabrotica virgifera virgifera (western corn rootworm), 5553 nucleotides. RefSeq lists its product as uncharacterized. The transcript is spliced from 7 exons. The record is from RefSeq and is a predicted model, not a curated record. Lineage: Eukaryota; Metazoa; Arthropoda; Insecta; Coleoptera; Chrysomelidae. The coding region runs from base 215 to 4174 and encodes 1319 amino acids.